This is a messenger RNA of Saxophila tyrrhenica, 357 nucleotides long. RefSeq lists its product as uncharacterized. NCBI's taxonomy places the organism in Eukaryota, Fungi, Ascomycota, Dothideomycetes, Mycosphaerellales, Extremaceae. The coding region runs from base 1 to 357 and encodes 118 amino acids. The record is from RefSeq and is a predicted model, not a curated record. The transcript is spliced from 4 exons.
AUGAGCUCCAAUUCCAACGUCGGCGACCACCGCACCUACGAGGCUGGCGACCAGCGCAACUACAGCAAAGGCGAGAAGCAGGAGGCCGAGCGCUACAAGGAGGGCCAGCCUCACUCUCACCUUGCUCAAGACUCCAAGGACGAGCGAUCGAUCGCAAACAAGCUCGGACGCGAAGAGAAGCGUCAGAACGAGCCUGAGCCGGAGAAGGAUAUGGAGACGAAGCAGAGCAAGAUUGAUCCUACACUGCCGGCCAAGGCGCAUGGCAACGAGCCAUCGUCCGGCGCGAAGAAGGACAAGGAGAUUGAGGACGAGGAGGCGGAGAUGUUGAAGAAGAAGGGGGCGUUUGGGCCUCAGUAG